AUGGCGGUGAAACCUGGACCUGUGACGCCUGGACUGGUGUCAUUUUUACUUGGAGUUAUACCAGUCAUUAUCACAUGGUUAUACUCUGAGUGGUUGGAGUAUAGGAAGUCAUCAGCACCCUCUAAAGUGCAUUCGGACAAUAAUCUAGUUGAAAUGGAAAGUCAACCAAUCAAAGAAGAUGAGAGGACUGUCUUGCUUGAAGGAGGUCUAACGAAAACAGCGUCUACAAAGCUGGCAAACUCAAACAUUAAAACAAAUUUAAUUAGGUUUCUUACGAUGGAGGAGUCCUUUUUGCUUGAAAAUCGAGCUACUCUGAGGGCAAUGUCUGAGUUUGGAGGAAUUCUAAUUUACUUUUACAUUUGCGACCGCACAGAUUUCUUUGCAGAUUCUACAAAGAGCUACAACCGAGAUCUUUUCCUCUUCCUGUACAUUCUUCUUAUCAUAGCUUCAGCCCUAACUUCUCUCAAAAAGCAUCACGACAAGUCAGCAUUCUCUGGGAAAGCAAUACUUUACCUGAAUCGCCAUCAGACAGAGGAAUGGAAAGGAUGGAUGCAGGUCCUUUUCUUAUUGUAUCAUUACUUUGCCGCGACAGAGAUAUACAACGCCAUUCGUGUUUUUAUCGCUGGAUAUGUUUGGAUGACGGGUUUUGGUAACUUUUCCUAUUAUUACAUCAAGAAGGAUUUUAGUCUUGCUCGGUUUGCUCAGAUGAUGUGGAGGCUGAACUUUUUCGUGGUGUUUUGUUGCAUUGUCCUUAAUAAUGAUUACAUGCUCUACUAUAUCUGCCCCAUGCACACGCUGUUCACUCUAAUGGUGUAUGGUGCCCUGGGUAUUGGCCAUAACUACAAUGAGAUAAGAUCAGUGAUGGCUUUGAAAUUGUUCAUGUGCUUUGUUGUGGUAAUCCUGGUAUGGGAAAUUCCUGGAGUUUUUGAGUUCCUCUGGAGUCCUUUCGCCUUUAUGUUAGGGUAUACGGAUCCAGCAAAACCAGAUCUUCCAAGACUCCAUGAAUGGCAUUUCAGAUCUGGACUGGAUCGCUACAUAUGGAUUAUUGGAAUGAUAUAUGCCUACUUUCACCCAAAUGUUGAGAAGUGGAUGGAGAAACUGGAGGAGUGUGAAGCUAGGCGAAGACGAACCAUUAAGGGAAUAAUUGUGUCAGUUGCAAUAGUGGUUGGGUACUUGUGGUAUGAAUGCAUUUACAAGCUGGACAAGGUUGCAUAUAACAAGCUUCAUCCCUACACAUCAUGGAUUCCAAUAACGGUUUAUAUUUGCUUGCGAAAUUUCACACAGGAGUUCCGAAGCUAUUCUUUGACUCUAUUUGCGUGGCUUGGCAAAAUUACUUUGGAAACUUACAUUUCACAGUUCCAUAUUUGGCUAAGGUCAAAUAUGCCUAAUGGACAGCCAAAGUGGUUACUAUGUUUUAUUCCAGAUUAUCCUAUGCUCAACUUCAUGCUGGUAACUGCGGUUUACAUCUUGAUAUCUUGUCGGCUGUUUGAACUAACGAAUACACUGAAGGGCGUCUUUAUUCCAACAAGAGACAAUCAGAAGCUUUUCUACAAUUUUGUUGCUGGAGUAGCUAUUUCGGCUUCUUUAUACUUCAUUUCGUUUAUUCUUCUUCAGAUUCCUCAUUGA
This is a messenger RNA of Oldenlandia corymbosa var. corymbosa, 1626 nucleotides long. The record is from the annotation of a GenBank genome assembly. Lineage: Eukaryota; Viridiplantae; Streptophyta; Magnoliopsida; Gentianales; Rubiaceae.